Molecule: messenger RNA, 1379 nt
Organism: Castor canadensis (American beaver)
Lineage: Eukaryota; Metazoa; Chordata; Mammalia; Rodentia; Castoridae
Gene: Ntf4
Product: neurotrophin 4
Biological process (GO): nerve development; neuron projection morphogenesis; nerve growth factor signaling pathway
Cellular component (GO): dendrite; extracellular region; synaptic vesicle
Molecular function (GO): growth factor activity; nerve growth factor receptor binding
Source: RefSeq, a predicted model, not a curated record
AGGAGGAGCCGCCGCCGCGCCAGAAGCAGCCAGGGGAGCCGAGGAGGGCGCCCCAGGCGGCUGCCCCCUCCCUCUUCUGAGAUGUCAGGAAGGAGGGGGCCACCUGUGUCCUCCACAGGGGCCCCACAGAGCCUGGGGGCCACCAGCCCUGGAGCUAGGAGGCGGAGAAGGCGCUGACAGGUGCUCAAGAGAUGCUCCCCCACCUACCUUACUCCCUCCCCAUCCUCCUCCUCUUCCUCCUCCCCAGUGUCCCAAUGGAGCCCAAUCCCCCACCCUCAACACUGCCCCCAUUUCUGGCCCCUGAGUGGGACCUGUUGUCUCCCAGAGUAGCUCUGUCUAGGGGUGCCCCUGCUGGCCCCCCUCUGCUCUUCCUGCUGGAGACUGGGGCCUUUGGGGAGCCAGCGGGUGCCCCAGCAAACCGCAGUCGGCGUGGGGUGAGCGAGACAGCACCAGCAAGUCGCCGGGGUGAACUGGCUGUUUGUGAUGCAGUGAGCGGCUGGGUGACCGACCGUCGGACAGCUGUGGACUUGCGUGGGCGUGAGGUGGAGGUGCUGGGUGAGGUGCCUGCUGCUGGUGGCAGCCCUCUCCGUCAGUACUUCUUUGAGACCCGCUGUAAGGUCGAUAGCGCUGGGGAAGGUGUCCCUGGUGCUGGUGGAGGUGGCUGCCGGGGAGUGGACCGGAGGCACUGGGUGUCCGAAUGCAAGGCCAAACAAUCCUAUGUGCGGGCAUUGACUGCUGAUGCCCAGGGCCGUGUGGGCUGGCGAUGGAUUCGAAUUGACACUGCCUGUGUGUGCACUCUCCUCAGUCGGACUGGCCGGGCCUGAGGCCCAUGCCUACAAACUGAUCCUGCAGAGAAAAGAAGAAAGCUGUAUGCUCAGAGACCUCAGGACUGGCCUGGAUAUUUUAAGACUUUCUGUUUGGGAACUUCAAUGAUCACAGAGUCAAGUCUCUCUGAUUUUGAGAGUUCAGUAUGUGCGGGAUGUGUGAUGAAACUAAAUGGGGUUUCAAAGGAUGAAUAGGAGUUCUCCUGGAGGAACUUGAGGGUCAUAAUAAUAAUGAUAAUAAUAAUAAUAAUAAUAAUAGUGAACAUUUACUGAUUGCUGUAUAUCAGCGCUGAUACAUUACUCCCCUGAUCAACUCUUGUGGAUUUGACAGUCAGAAACCUGGCCCACCCUGGAGAGAGGGACAAGAUGAUGACAGGUCAAGAAGUGGAUAGGAGUACUUUGAAAAUAUGGUCCACAGAAGGCUUUUAAGUAUCUAGGAGCAGGGAUUAAAUGAGAAAUUCUACUUGGAUAGACAAGCCUUGGAAUACAGUAUGGAUCAAGCGAUCAGGAUGCUGAAGAGUUCAGCUCCAGAUGGGGAGCUGGAGUCAUGCGACU